Molecule: messenger RNA, 453 nt
Organism: Penicillium atrosanguineum
Lineage: Eukaryota; Fungi; Ascomycota; Eurotiomycetes; Eurotiales; Aspergillaceae
Product: SDR family NAD(P)-dependent oxidoreductase
Exons: 1
Coding region: 1-453 (150 amino acids)
Source: RefSeq, a predicted model, not a curated record
AUGGCCCAACUCCAAAUAGACGCCCAACUCCUCACGGAAGCAGCGAACAAAACUGUUCUCAUCACCGGCGCAGCCCGCGGCAUCGGCGCCGCAACAGCGCGACUAUUCAACCAGCAUGGAGCGAACGUCGUGAUAGCAGACCUUGCUCAAUUCCGCGAUGUAGCAGAUCAAUCGAUCGACCAAUUUGAGUACCCGGACCGUGCAAUCUUCGUGCCGGGCAAUAUUAUCGACUGGGCGCAGCUGACGGCUUGCUUCAAGACAGCCAUAAAUCGAUUUGGCGGGAUUGAUAUCGUCGUUGCGAAUGCGGGAAUCAUGGAAUCAGAACCCGUCUUGGACCUAAUCCCCAAUGAGAAUGGGGACUUGGAAGAGAAUGAAGAAGCCGAAAGGGUUAUUAAUGUUAAUUUGAAGGGAACUUUGAACAGUAUUCCAUCUCUCAUUCCUCCCAUUCUAUGA